Owenia fusiformis is the source of this 5288-nucleotide messenger RNA. The record is from the annotation of a GenBank genome assembly. Lineage: Eukaryota; Metazoa; Annelida; Polychaeta; Sabellida; Oweniidae.
CUGUAAAGGGGGCCCUAUUACUUUCACGGAUAUUAGGAUACUUUAGGAUAAUUGGUAUGACCUAUUAGUUCGAGAAAGUAGUUGGGAAGAUUUAUAAGUACAUACUCUCGAUCCGCUUUAUUGAACACAAAGGAAAUUAAAUGAAACAUCAAAUCAGGAAUGUCAAAAUUGUACACAGAUGAUUGUUUGGAAACAGUGAGAGAUGGAGAUGAAUCAACAUGAUAGUUUGAGGAUAAGCAAACUAGAAAACAAGAGUUUGUCUACAGAAAAGGCCGGGCAUAGGAGUCAUAAGGUCAGAGGUACAAGUUUUAAAACAAUGAAAUCAAGGCAAUGGUGCUUUAUAUACCUGUACAUACUCGUGUUUUCCACGUUGAUACAGGAAAACUCGUCUAAAGUAGUUAGAAUAGGUUGCCUGAUCGCUGGAAGCAGAGACUCACAGCUGUCAGCUCUGAAGCUUGCUGUGGAGUAUGUCAACACGAGACAACUCCUUGGUCCUGGUACAACACUGGAAUACAUCUGCAAUAACACGCAAUCAAAAACCUCAUUUGAAAUAUUACAGCUAGGUUGCUACCAGAGUGAGUUGGGAGUAAUGGCAUUUAUUGGGCUAGCAGGCUCAGGGGCACAUAAAGCAUUGUCUCCACUCUCGGAAGCGCUACACAUACCCCAGAUAGCACCAACUGCUACAAACCCUAUGUUAGCAAGUGAAGAUAAUUUUCCAUACUUAGUACGUCUGUCAGCUCCGGAUUCUGUCCAGAGUCAGGCCAUUGUAAGCCUUGUACAUCACUUUGGUUGGGAACAAGUAGCUAUUCUUACAUCUAACACUGACUAUGGAAUUCAUGGACUGUUGCAAUUUCAAUCCGAGGCUGCCAAGAGAGGUUGGAAGGUUGUCAGUGUACAACAGUUUGUGGUCACCAAUGAUGUCACACUUAACGCCACUCAUGAACUCAAUGUAAUCAAAGAGACAGGUGUACGAAUCAUCCUCCUGAACUGUGGGUUGUCCCACGCCAAGGUUGUCCUUCAACAAGCCAAAGAAGCAAACAUGACGGGAGCUGGAUGGGCUUGGAUUGCCACAGACGGGAUCACUGGAUCGGAGCACAAGUCAACUGCCCAGAGUGAUCUGUCCACGAAUCCUGUCUCAGACCAAUACCUGGGCAUUCUCGGGACAAAGCCUGCUGUAGGUCGUGGCUCCCUCUACGACAACUUCUACUCCGAGUGGAAGGCUCUUGAUCCCCUACAAUAUCCAGGGGCAGGACAUGGGUCGGAACUUAGUGCAUACAGUGGGCUGAUUGUUGAUGCCGUAUUAGCGUUUAGCUACGCCGUACAAAGCAUGUACAGCGAUCCCGCCAACGCUGGAGUGACCCAAACGUCUGUUAAGUGCCACGCCAACCAGGUUUGGAAUGAUGGAAGUACUAUGUUACGUUAUAUAUCCAGCAUUGAUGGUGACGGUGUCAAUAACAGAAUCGACUUCAAACAGUCGAGAAUUGAACCGGAGAUGCCAGUGUUUGAUAUUGUCAACUUGAAAGAGGAUGGGUGGCAUAAGGUGGGCAGUUGGGACAGUGUCAAUAGGUUGACAUUUACAAAUAAAGCAGAUAUAACUUUCCAUGGCAACAAACACACCGUCACUGAUUACGUCAGUGACCUUGCCAGUAAACAUUUAAUAAUUGUAACUAAGGAAGAGAAUCCAUUUGUUAUGUUUACCAAGGAGCCAGAAGAUCCAAACAAUAUUAAAGAUGAUGAAAUUGAAGGAUUUUGUAUAGACCUUUUGAAGAACCUUUCAUCAAGGAUAGGCUUUACUUACACGCUGAAGAGGUCGCCAGAUGGUAACUGGGGUGCUAAGAAUAAUGUUACAAGAAAGUGGAAUGGAAUGGCCAGAGAGCUUGUCGACAGGAAAGCUGAUAUGGUUGUCGCCUCUUAUACAAUCACCAACAUUAGAGAGAGGGAUUUUGACUUUACCACGCCUUAUUUGGACCUUGGGAUGAAAUUUCUCAUGAAGGAAGAACUGACUGAGGUACCUGAACCAUUCAAGUUCCUAAACCCCUUUAGCACCGAGGUGUACCUUUAUGUGAUCCUGACAACAGUCCUUGUCAGCAUUUAUACGUCAUUACUCAACAAACUUAGCCCGUAUGAUCAUCACGGUGGCUUUGUAUACGAUGACGAACCACCACCAAGCACUUUCCGAGGUGAGAGGGAUUUCCGGAGACAGCGUUAUAAAGACACCCAUACGUUGAGCUUUAUGAAUUCCUGCUGGCUAUCAAUAGGUUCAUUAUUGCAUCAAGGGGGUGCAGAGUAUCCACGAUCCCUAUCUGCGUCUCUACUACUGCAAGGAGGGGAGCAUUACCCUCGUUCCCUCAGUGCACGUAUAACGACUGUAAUGUGGUGGAUGGGGAUAGUGAUAAUAAUCCAGACAUACACGGCCAACUUGGCAGCGUUCCUUACAGCGGGCAGACUAAACAAUGACAUCAACUCCAUUGAAGACUUGGGAUCACAGACCAGAGUCAUAUAUGGAACCGUCCGAGGAACAUCUCCCCACCAGUUUUUCAUUGAUAGUAACAUUACGCUUUACAAAGAAAUGCAUGGAUUCAUGGAGGCCAAUGGAGGACUUGUUCAAAACACAGUCGAUGCUGUUGAAUGGGUCCGCGAGGGAAACUAUGCAUUUAUUUGGGACGAUGUAGUGUUGGAUUACAUCGUACAAAACAGGCCAUGUAACACUGUUAAAACAGUUGGCCGUCUAUUUGGAAAAAUAGGAUACGGGUUUGCCCUACAGAAGAAUUCUCCGUACAAACAUGAGAUAUCAACACACAUAUUGCAGCUUCGAGAGAUGGGCUACAUGGAUGAACUAAAAAAGAAAUGGUAUGAGGAUAGAAGCGAUUGUUUCGACACAUCAUCCGCUGAGAGCGAAGACAAUGCUGAACUGGCUGCUGCUGGGGGCAGAAUGGGUAUUGAGCAUAUGCUGGGAGUGUUCUUCAUCAUAUAUGGAGGUCUUGCCCUCAGUCUUGUUGUGUUAUUUUUUGAGUGGAUAAUUGCCUCCAUAGCAGUUAUAGGAAAGUUGAACAUGGAACACCAGGGUCCCAAGACAUUCAAAGAAGCACUUACACUUAGGUUCAGGUUGUUACGUCAAGACAUGAAAGAGGAUUGGCUACCCACAAUUCCAUAUUGCUUCAGAAGAGGCGACAAACAUAAACAGUCAGAACAAGAAGAACUAAAUGAGAUUAAUAAAGAAUAUAAAGCGUAUCAAUUCAAAUCCCAAAUAAGCCUUAGGUCAAGUUUCAAUAAAGCAAUGCUAUCAAUGACCAAAGUAAAUUCAUCAUCAACGGAUCAACUUUUGAGAAAUACAUCAAGGGCGUCUUUGCAAUCAUGUAACCAUUUAACCCCGUUAUCUCCGAGACAGUUGUCUCCAAGAAAUAUCAAAUGUGCCAAAAGACAAAAUGGUUACCCUCAAUGGGACGACUCACAAUCAGACGACAAUGAAAAACAGUCAAACAUAGAUCAUAAAGACAGAAGCAUAGAUGGUAGCAUGAAUGAUCUUACCAAUGAAGCAGUAAAAUACAUUCCUUGUGAGAAUGAAGAUUCAACAAGUGCUGAUUAUUCAGCUAAAGACAUAAAAGAUGAGUAUCCAGAUUUUGAACCUCCAUUAUUCCGUACAGAAAGUUCUGGGACUCUCACAUCAAGCGAUACAAAAAGCUACAGAAGCAGCAAUGUUAUUGGAUCUAGCAUAGAUAUUGAAAUUGAUUCAAAGAACAAUUCCAGACUCAGCUCUGCCAGCACUCUAAGGAGAAAGUUAUCAUUUCCACGAAUGAUGAACAAAGUUCAAGCACUUCCAGAACAUGAGCAUUUUCACCACGACUUUGAUUAGUUUUAUGAAUUACCGAGCUCAAAAGCAAUGCCGUUUUUCAGUUAACUCUGCUAUUCAAUCACAGACAUACACCAAUGGGAUACCACUAUGUAACCUUUACUUACGUAAUAUUGCUUGGGACCUCCCGAGGCUCGAUGGAAACCGGUGAGACACGCAGGGACUUUGCCCCAUUUGUGUAUGUUGGGCGGUUUAUGUUUUAAUGUCAGUCUAAUUAUCAUUACCCAUGACCUCAGUGCAAUUCUCAGGAAAAAUAGUGUACGUUUAAAAACAUUCAAAUAAACAUCAGAAUAAGUUGUAUCAGAAUAUCUAAACCGACUCUUUUGUACUAAUAAAUGGUCCGAAAAUAAACAAGAUAUUUGUUUGAUACAUACUAAAACAUUUUGAAAUAGAAACCAAUACUUAUAUAUUAAAUAAAACUAGCCUCAACCUAAAUUAUAAUAAGACCUUAUAUCUAGUGAUCUUAAAGUUAGAAUCAGAAAUACAAGGAGCGACUUUGAAGUCAACAUACCCUCUGUAAAGAAAAAAUGCUGCAUAGUCCUCUAUCAGUCAUAUUUUCUAUUUUUCUGUAUUAUCAUACUAAACAUUCAGAUGUACAAUGUAUAUAUAUUUGGGCCAAAUGUAGAAAAUUUCGUCAAAGAAUUUCGUAAAUAUGGUAAAAAGUUACAACUGAUUGAAUAGAACAACUCACAAAAUUGUGAGUGUGAAUUUUUACCAUAAAUUGACGUCAUAAAUAUGAGAAAUUCAAUAUCCAGCAAUGUGUUCAGUAAGGAGAUCUUGUGAGAUAUUUUCAAUUUUCAGUUAAGUUUAGAGCAAUAAAUAAAACUUUGUAAAAGUCGGUCGAUAUAACGACAGCAGUCUGAUAACUAACCAUUUUGUGAAAGAAUUUGAGGUAAUAUUCUCCUCCUCGGUUCAAAUUUGGGGUAGGGGUAACAUUUAUAACAAUAAACUUGAAAUUAUAAGAUAAUUAUAACCCCUUAUAGCCUUUCACAAUCACCCAUGUCAUAAAUCUUUAACUUAGCAUAUGCAUUCCAAAAUUUCUAACUUUUUUAAAUUUUGAUUUAAUUUUUUUUUAAUUUUCACCAGUUCUUCACAAUAUGUAUAAAAUACCUCUAAGAGUUUAGUAUGAUUAUACAAAAUAUUGAAAAUGUUAUGAUUUGUAAAGGACCGUGGACCUUUUAUCUUUAUAGAGGGUAAAUGAUUUUGAAUCAAUAUGUCGUUUAUUUUGUUUGGCAGCGUUUUCGAUUUUCUGAAAAUAUGAAUGACAAGGAUGUAUAUGAUGUGCCAUAUAUAGGGUGAAAUGUCUUACAUAUACACAAUACAUUUGUUAUGAAUUUGUUAUUUAUACCUGCUAAAAACUCAAUCUACAUUAAGUAAAUUAAUAAUACAAAAAUGAUAUCAAAAUCCUUACCACAAUUAUCCUGAUUAUAUGUUUACC